UCGGGGAGUUUAGAUAUGGAUAUGGACGAUAUGAACGAAAUAAUACGCAGAAUUUUCAAAUGGGCUCUUUUUAAACAGGGACGAACGCAAACAGAGCCCAUUACCAGAAAAUCCAACUCUGACUGCGAAAACCCUGCUCAUUUUUGGAAUCAGUUACUUGCACUCAUUGGUACAGAGGAGGAUGUGCAAAUUAGGAGAGAUGUCAACGAUAUUUACACAUAUGCUUUAUGCGACAACCAAACAAAAUGUGAUUAUAUGUCCGGUAGUAAAGGUGAAGGUUUUUUGUUUUAUUGGAGUGACAUUGAUAUCAUGCAAUCUUUUCUCGGACAUACUAUCAACAUGGAAACAUUUUAUAAUGGAAGUAUGUUUACAGCAAAUAAAACUGGUUGUCAAGCAGGAUUCUGUAAACUUGUUUGUGAAAGCAAUAAGGAUAAUAAUUGCUCGCAAAAUUGUUAUCUAUCUAGAGUUGAGUUUUUACAAUUACGACUGCGGAACACUUUUAAUAAAAACUUUGACUGCACCAGUCAUGGACCAUGUUUGUCAACAAAAUAUCCAAAAGGAUUCGACGUUUGUUAUGCUAUGCCAAUACAUCCUGAUUCUUGUGUUAAUUUUUUGAAAACCUUUCAAACAAAGUUUUGGAACGAUGUUAAAUCGAGAAUCAUUGCCGAAAAAAUAAGUGUCAUGCAUUGUGUUCCUAAAGGUCCAGAUACAGGAGACGAAGAGGGACUUCAAUGGUUGAUCUCUUUUUCAGUUCUUGAACAACAUAUAGUCCGUUCAUUGAAUCAUGUUCAGUUCUGUUGUUACGGAUUGAUGAAAGUAAUAUUACAUUCAUUUAUUGACAUAUUGACUGACACUCACGACACACUUUCGUCCUACCAUUUAAAAACUGUUCUUUUUCAUGUUCUUGAAGAUGUGCAUCAAGAUUUCUGGAUUCCACAAAACAUCUUUUACUGUAUACGGAUCUGUUUAACUCGACUAAUAUCAUUCCUUAUUAGAGGAUCUUGUCCAAACUAUUUCAUACCAGAAAGUAACCUCUUCUUAAAAUCGAAAAUUAUUGAAAAAAAGUGUAAAGUACUGAAACGUCUUCUUGAAAUGUUUCUUUGUAAAAAUUCAUUAUAUAGUUUCACUGUAUGUAGUUAUAUUCACAGAGAUAAGUUAGUUUUACUAUCCGAAUCUCAUGAGGUUCGCAUAUUUUAUUCAUUAUGUUCAGCACUUAAUGUGGUAAAGGGUUAUCAGACUACGUAUCGGGAAUGCGUGCAUUCAAUUCUAAAGAUCAUUCAUGCUUUACAACUAGAGGAUGACGUGCUGAGGAUACCUAUUCUUAAGUACAUAGGGUUACUGCUUAUGAGAAGAAUAGGAAUAAUAAUGUAUGAUAAAUUCGCUCUGACUGGGUAUAAAUCGUAUUUAUUAUCAGCAGAAGUGGCACUCAUGUUUGCUCAACGCGCCAACGUUCUUGGUUCGAUCGACUUGGCGACACUGUGGUACUGUCAAAAAAAGUAUAAGCAAUGCAUAAAAUUGCUAUGUAGUGAAACUGACAAUUUAACAAUUAGUCCUCUAAUAAAGAUUGUAUAUAAUGAAUCCCUUGUAGCAAAAUGUACAAAAGAACAUUGUGAUUAUUCAACCCUGUUUGGGCAGCAUUACUUUAAGUCAAUGGUAGACAUGCAUAAAACGAGUCAUCUCUUUCCGGAAGAUUUAAGAUAUCUUGUUGAAAACUGUAACAUUUAUGAGUUUGUAGUUUAUGAUAAAUCAUAUGCAUAUUUUUUAUUAUUCCUAAUCUAUACCGAUUUGCAUAAAAGAUCGGAGAGCAUUAUGAUGUAUUGGAAAUUGCUGGAAUCUUACAAAGAGUUACCUUUGCAUUUAAAGGACAGUAUCUUCGUACAAAAUACUAAAAAAUUAAUUGAAAUUGUCUGGAAAAAACUGAAUUGAUAUACACAUCAUUAUACAUCGACAGAAUUGAAUGUUUAUUUAUUCUGUAUGAAUUUACUAUAUUGUCGCUGUUAUUGUUUAAACUGUAGAUGAA
Molecule: messenger RNA, 2020 nt
Organism: Magallana angulata
Lineage: Eukaryota; Metazoa; Mollusca; Bivalvia; Ostreida; Ostreidae
Exons: 2
Coding region: 16-1926 (636 amino acids)
Source: RefSeq, a predicted model, not a curated record